CCAAGGGAAUGAAAAACACCGAGAUGUUUGGCACUCCUGAUCCAUAUUGUAAAUUAACUAUCCGCGGAGCGAAAACACUUGCAAAGACCAAAACUAUCAACGAUUCAUUGUCUCCGGUUUGGAACGAAACUUUCAUCUUGAUAUUGAAUACACUGAGUGAGACCUUGAGCUUUGAGGUAUACGAUUAUAACGAGGUGACUAAAGACAGGUUAAUGGGAAAAGCUGCGUUACCUUUGUCAACAUUCGCCGAGAAUCCAAAACAGGAAGAAGUUUUGGCUCCUCUACUUCGUGAUCAUAAUAAACCAAACGGUGAAGUUAGAUUUGAUGCCAAAUGGUAUCCGGUAAUAGAGGCCACCGAAACAGAACCAGCACCGGAAUCCAACAUUGGUAUAUUGAGGUUCACCGUUCACCAAGCCAAAGACCUCGAUCCCAAACGUUCGUUAGUGGGGCAAUAUAAUCCGUAUGCCGAAGUAUACUUGAACAAGAAGAUUGUCCACACCACCAAGAUCGUCAAGAGGAAUAAUAAUCCUGUUUGGGAG
This is a messenger RNA of Acaulospora colombiana, 539 nucleotides long. Lineage: Eukaryota; Fungi; Glomeromycota; Glomeromycetes; Diversisporales; Acaulosporaceae. The record is from the annotation of a GenBank genome assembly.